Sceloporus undulatus (fence lizard) is the source of this 3898-nucleotide messenger RNA. It is a transcript of the gene IGSF8, whose product is annotated as immunoglobulin superfamily member 8. NCBI's taxonomy places the organism in Eukaryota, Metazoa, Chordata, Lepidosauria, Squamata, Phrynosomatidae. Bases 155 to 2011 code for a protein of 618 amino acids. The record is from RefSeq and is a predicted model, not a curated record. The transcript is spliced from 7 exons.
AGAGGCAACCCAGGAGCCCCUUGGACCACUAGGCUGGGCCAAGAGGAAGAGGAGGAGGAGGAAGAAAGAAGAGGAGAAGGAGGAGUCCCUGCGUAAAGGCUGCGCGCCCUGCCCUCCUCCUCCUGCUGCCCAGCCCUCCAUCUCUGCUGCUGCUAUGGAUGCUCCACGCUGGAGACCCUCUCCAAGGCUGCUCCUGCUGCUCCUGCUGGUCGCGCUGAGUGACGCAAGGGAGGUCCACCUGCCCUCGGGGCCCUUGUUCCGCGUGGAGAACACUGCCAUCCGCAUCCCCUGCAACGUCUCUGAGUACGAGGGUCCCACCCUGCAGCAGUUUGAGUGGUUCCUCUACCGCCCCUCGGCUCCAGACAUCGCCAUCGGCAUCAUCAGCACCAAAGACCCCAAGUUCCCGUAUGCCGUCUUUGGGCCCCGGGUGCAAGCUGGGAAUGUCACCAUCCACCGGGUGCGAGGGGACGCCGUGGAGCUGCAGAUCAGGGACCUGCGCAUGGAGGACACGGGCGUCUAUGAGUGCUACACUCCCACCACCGACUCCAAGUACCAUGGCACCUACAGCGGCAAAGUGGAGCUCAGAGUUGUCCCUAACAAGCUCUCAGUGUCCGCGGCUGGGUCUCCAUCCCUCACGAAGCCCCCCUUCCAGAGCCGUGGGGCCACCACCGCUGCCUCCCUGCCGCAGGUGACCCUCCUGGAGAGCCAAGACCUUCAACUGACCUGUGUGGUGACAAGUGAGACCCAACAACACACCCACCUCUCCGUUUCUUUUGGGUUUUCCACCUCCACGGAUCUCCGGACUUGGCAGCAGGUGAUUGGAGUCCAACGAGAUUUUGCCGUGGAGCCCGGGGGGCGUUUUGCUGAGCGGCACAGGACCCGGGAGCUUUCGCUGGACAAGCUGGGCAAUCGCCAGUACCGGAUGGCGUUGGGCUGGCUGAGGCCAGAGGACGCUGGGGUGUACCAUUGUACGGCUGGAGAGUGGAUCCAGGAUCCUGACGGCAGCUGGACGCAGAUCACCGAGAAGCGGGUGGCGCUGGCACAGGUCACUGUCCAGACCAUAGCUAGCCAGCUGGCUGUGUCUGCAAGCCCUCCAAGAGUCGGGAUCAGCUCUGGAGAAGCCUUGGAGCUCCUUUGCAACAUCUCAGGAGUGGAGGCCCUCCUUUCUCCUCAUGCGGCCUUCUCAGUAGACUGGCAGCUGGGAAAGGGACCCACAGAGGAAGGGCGUCUUGUGGCCCGACUGAGCGUGGAUGGAGCGGUUGUCUUGGGCGAGAGCUACACCAACUACAACGUGGGCAACCGGCAUGUGUCCCUGCAGAAACUAGAGUCUCCCGUUGGCUUCUACCAGCUGCGAAUCGAGGCAGCCCAACCUGGGGAUGUGGGCAUGUAUCAGUGUGUGGUGCGGGCAUUUGUACGUUCCCCUAUGUCAGAGCUGCGCGAAGUGGCCAGUGGCAGGUCUGAGGCAUUGACAGUGGACAUGAAAACAGAAGCGGUGGUCCUCGAAGCCACGGCCUGGAUGCCCUAUCCCACCAUCUACCGAGGGGACACGGCUGAGGUCCAGUGCAACGUUUCGGUGGACUCCAUCCAGCCGGUCCACCUGGCGCUCAGCUGGUGGGUGGAGCAGCCUGAAGAGGAUUCGGGGCCACGCAGUGCCAUGAUAGCCGCAGUGAACCGUGAAGGGGUGGCCGACCUUGGGACCCGGCUGUCCGGCGGCGCUGUGAGCGUGGACAAAGCUGGCCCACUCAGCCACCGCCUUCGCCUCUAUGGAGUGCAGCCGUCGGAUGAGGGGAAGUACCACUGCGCUGUGACUGCCUGGGUGCGCUACCCGGACCAGAGUUGGUACAAAGCUGGGUCUGUGAAGUCCAACGUCGUCACCGUGUAUCCGUAUGUGCUGCCCAUGGACACCUUGUUCAUCCCACUGCUGGCCGGCAUCUCCAGUGCCCUCUUCAUGGGGGUCACCGUCCUUGUGACUGUCACCUGCUGCUUCAUGAAGAGGCUCCGGAAGAGGUGAAGGCUGCCAGCCAGGAAAGAGGCUCUUUGUCCAUCUUUGCUUCACUGCCUGCCCUGUUUGGUCGUUGUGAUGAGUCUCACCAUUUCUCCGUACUCAAACAACUGAGGGAGGAAACCUUCUUAAGCUCUUCCAUCUUGCAUUGGAUCACUAAUUGUGGACUGGACACACGGUUGCAGCAUGGGACACUGUUUCUCUCUCUGUCUCUCAUCCUGAACAGCUCCUUGGAUGGACACCUCUUGCAUCCAACCCAGAUUACUCUUCCUUUCCCUGUUGUGUUUCUGCACCGAAGCAGGACCUUCUCUUUUCCAGUUGACAUGCAUGUCUGUCUGUGCAUGCAGCAAGGGAAGAAGAAGAGGAGAAGGCUACUUCCAUCCAUCCAUGACUUGGGACCUUUUUGGAAGCGGUCCCUUUCCAUCCCAGCUUCUGGUCUCGACUUCCAGUUUCCUGCCUCCAUGGCCUGCUCUGAACAGACCCUUCUCGCCCAAUUUCAGAAAAUAAGCAGGAUCGGACGGGAUGCCACCAGGGAAUUGUAGGGUUCUCUGCAGAUGAAGGGAAAGGAUCCAGAAAGAAAUCCUGGAGAUCAUUAAGGAUCUGGACAUUAAGGACCUGACUUUACAUUAAGGAUGUCAAGGUUUCUUGGCUUGACCAGUGGCCCAGCAGUAUCUCCAGGGAAGGAAAAAGAGAAGACUCUUGCCUGGGCCCCAGUGCUCCCAGUCAGUUGGCAGCACUGGGGUAAAAUGCAAGGGUGACUUCCCAUGUUCCCUAAGUUGGAGAGCCAAAACCUCCCUCCUCUUUUGUCUCUCUUAGGGCAGGGCAGUGUGUGCUUUUGUGUGUGUGUGUCUGAUGGAGGCUCCUGAUCCGGAAGCCAGCGGUCAGUGCUCUUGUUCACCAGUGACAUUGUUCUGUAAGCUUUAGCCACAUCCCAACUGGAGCUGCUUUUCCUUGACCAGAAAGCUCAGGAGAACAAUCGUAAAACGAACGCACAAUUCUGGGAAAGCAAACCAGGAGGAGGCAUUAAGGACCCAAGGUCCUAAUUUGCAGGAGUGGGAAAUAACAUAGGGAGGGAGGGGUUGGAUCAUUUGCUGGUGCCAAAUGGGUGAGAGGGACCACAGACCCUUCUGGCCUGUGAUGUGGGUCAGUUUGCAGGGAUUUUGAUUUCAGUCUUGUGUCUCAGAGGAGAUAAUAUUUUUCUGCUCCACUUUAAUAAGCCUUGCAGAGCUUGGAAAAAGUUCCUUUUCCCCCCAAAUCAAGCACAACACUUUCAGUCUUUCGGGACGAGCGUUUCAGCAGCUGGGACUUGGACCGAACAGCCACUGGCAUCUGGGCCCCUGAAGGAAGCUUUCCUGAUCAUCCGGGGAAACCUGCCCCCUAUUUCUGCCCCACAACUGCAUCUCAGGAGUCUUGUUACUGAAGCACCUGUCCUGGGAGAUCCGGCGUUUGACAGAUUUAUGGAGAGCCUCAGGAAUCCAGGCUGAUCCGAGGGAAGAAUCUACCCAGAGGCUGAGAUGCUAUUUUCUGGCAGCUCGCAUUUUAUUUUUAGAUCUGUUUCUGACGUUGAACUCAGCUGGGGAGAGAAGGGAGGGAAAAGGGGGGUGGAAGCCAGGCAAGCUGGGUGUGUGGGGAGGGAUGUCACUGCCAUAUACUGACACGGAUCCCAUGUGGCAGCCUGUCUUGGCUCGCCUGUGGCAGGACACAUCAUCCCCAGAGCCGGCUUGCAGUCAGACUUGUGGAGGAUGAAGGACGCGUGUGUUGUGUGUCUGUGUGUGUUUCGGAGGGAGGGGGCAUUGCCGGUCUGUGAGCAGCAGUCGAAAGGAUGCAAAUUUCCUUGAGACAUCUCAAGUUUAAAUAAUUUUGAUGCGACAAAAUGUAUUUCGAUUAAAAAAACAU